AUGGAGCGCGUUACGUGUAUGCUGAUCAUGAUAUCAGGUUGCCUGGUAGUGCAAGGCGCGGCUAUCGCCUCGCUGUCCCUCGUGAUUGCGAUCUAUAUGAAGCCUGAGGAGACGUUCCGAGCGAGAUUCCGCUUGAUCAUGAGAGACAUGAUAGAGUCCAAGGUGCCUGCAAGUCUGAGUAAAAAGGUACACACGUUCUACAAGAUGUACUGGCACAAGCAAAAGGCUGUUUGCACCACUCAACUCCUGCCUACGUUUCCACCUUGGUUACCCUCUAUAGUCCACACGGAUAUUUACUUUAAGGCUACCCAAAGGGAACAUUUUGAAAGAGUUAAAAGGCAUUACUAUUUAAAAAAGCCUGAGGAAUGCAAAUACAAAAGCAGCAUUCGACAGUUCAAACGUAACUUGAUGAUGCUGAAAGAAGCCAGAGAUGAGAACGGAGAUCUGCUGCUGGCACGCACCGAUGUCAUGCUCGACAUUGCUGGUUGCUACAUUAUGAGAAACGUUAGUUUUGAAAUAGUUUUUGUCAUUUACAUUGAAGCAAACUAG
Messenger RNA from Parnassius apollo (apollo), 549 nucleotides. The record is from the annotation of a GenBank genome assembly. Lineage: Eukaryota; Metazoa; Arthropoda; Insecta; Lepidoptera; Papilionidae.